UGGAGGAUGGUCUUCUACACACCCGUAGAAAAGCCCAUGAAAAAGGUGGAAGUGCAGAACGCGGGUUAUGGCUUAUCGGCGACGCCGGCGCGUUUAGUGCUGCGAAGCCCGUACAACAUGCCUGAACUCUACACCGAGACUGUAAGCAGAGUACAAAUGAAAGUCCUUAAGGUGAAUACUUACUUCAAGUGGGCGUGGUCUAUAACACUACUGGACAUUUCUGCUGCCUGUCCAACUGGUGGACUCUAUUUCACUGAUAACAUCAUCACCUGGUACAUGCCCCGAUACAUCACUCCUCUAAUGACACAACGUACGUACGUCAUCAUCGAACUCUACAUGGGUAUCGAGGGCAAGAGACUCAGUCAAGCGCAGAUGAACGCUAAGGGCUAUAACCUGACCAUGACCGAGACGCAAAUCAUAAUGAAGCUACCUUUCGGUGGGCCAGACGGCUACUACAAGAGUCACGCGCUCGAUUAUAAGUACCACAUCACCUACAGUAUUGAACCCAUGCUGGAAAUGCUGUGGCUGUCAGGACAGUCUGCGUACACCAGAUACAAAGUUCAUUAUCCUAUCAUCUCACCACCGGCGCCCAGAAUGCCCCACGUCACGGACAAUACCGUGGAGGGUUCGGAAAUGUUCGAGAUAAUGGUGGGACCUUUUCUCAAAGACGUCGAGCUGAUGAACAUCACCUUUCCGACCGGAGUGAUGACUCCGGAGGUGGCCAACGAUCGGGGCUUCAACAUUAAACAACACACGUUUUACAACGGCUCGAAGGCCUUCAGCAUCAGCGUCCCCUUCUCUGAUCCCGUCGUCCAAAAGAGUAACAUUAAGCAUGAAACCACCCACACUCUCCCUCUCAUCUUUGGUUUGAUCAUCCUGCCCGAACACACCCCAUUUCCUCACCCUGCGGUGGUGACCGCCAAAGGAAAGGAUGUCGUGCUGCCGACUGUAAAUGCGAGAUGUGAUGAUAAAAACUUCUACAUCACUGUUGCGCAUGAGGAACUGGGUAAAGCGUUCGACAUGAUGGUCGGCGGUCGUGAUCUGGGUCCCGACCUCUAUCAGGAGUACCACGUUAAGGAGAAUUCCACUCACCUGAGCAUGACUGUGCCCUUCCUGGCACGUGAUGCUGCUUUUGAGUUUGCAUUUCAGUCGUCACUAAGGAGUCGAAUUGAUCUCCUACUUCAUGAUCAAGGGAGUAACUGGCAUAUAAAGAACUUCUCCAUGGCCUGCAACUUCCCCAUGAGCAUGACUGAAUGCUUCUCCAACGGAUCCAUAACUGCACUUGUGGUCAAACUGGAAUCCGGACCCAAUAUGGUUCCCAGCAAACUGACCUUGAAGGAUCCCACAUGUAAACCCACUUUCAUGAACGACCGCUUCGCCUACUUCAACUUCGACGCCAACAGUUGUGGGACGACCAGAACGUUUUCUGAAGAUGUCAUGACCUAUGAGAAUGAAAUCGUAAUGAGUGAUGAAACGAAUACUUCAGAUGAACAGAAUUAUCAAGUGGUGGUCUCCUGCUCCUACAAGCUCAAUGACGCCAAGGUCCUGGACUUCUCUGCUACCCCACAACAAAUGGAGAUUAUGGCAGAACCUGGUUUUGGAGAGCUGGAGGUCAGAAUGAGACUUGCUAAAAAUUCAUCUUAUAAGAGCUUCUACGUGAAGGAGGACUACCCAAUAGUGCAGUUUUUGAAACAGCCUCUGUUCUUUGAGGUUGAGCUGUUGCAGUCUACUGACCCUCGAAUAGAGCUGGUCCUGGAUAACUGCUGGGCUUCAGAUGCAGGACAGACCAUCAGCUGGGACGUCAUCGUCGAUGGCUGCAUAAAUCCCAGCGAUCGUUACCAAACCACCUUCUACCAAGUCUUGGCUGAUGAGCGGGUCCUCUACCCAUCCCACGUGAAGCGUUUCAGAGUCAAGAUGUUCACGUUUUUCAAAGAUAACGAGCCAGUUCAGGAUCCGAUCUUCAUUCACUGUGAGGCUCUGAUAUGUGACAUCUAUGAUGCUGAUUCAGUUUGUAUGAAGCAGUGUCCCCUGCCUAAGAAUGGAAGCACUAACAGGGUAGACAGAAGGAUACGACACGAUCAGCUCGACAGGAUGCAGGUCUCAUCAGGAAAGAUUCUCUUCUCCAGUGUGUAGCACACCUUUAAAAUCUGAAUAAAGUGCUCUCC
Messenger RNA from Trichomycterus rosablanca, 2165 nucleotides. RefSeq names its product zona pellucida protein AX 1 (gene zpax1). The record is from RefSeq and is a predicted model, not a curated record. NCBI's taxonomy places the organism in Eukaryota, Metazoa, Chordata, Actinopteri, Siluriformes, Trichomycteridae. The transcript has 15 exons. Bases 7 to 2133 code for a protein of 708 amino acids.